AAUCAUAAUACCAUAUUUUUAGAUGUUCAAUUGUUUGUAAUUACCAAUAUGGAUGCUAAGAUCAUGCUGAGACGGAGACUCUUCCAAUCAACAACAUGGAUGCUAUUCAUCAUGAUUUCGGUAGCAGAAGCUGUCAAGUUGAAUGAGCACAUCCUUCAUUAUGAGGGCUUGAAUUAUGAUACUGCACAUGUCAAUAUACAACAUAGGAGAGUGGCUAGAUCAACAGACAUUCAGCAAAGAGUGGAAAUUAAAUUCAACGCACAUGGAAGAGAUUUUCAUUUAAGGUUGAAGAGGGAUGUCAGCACUUUUUCAAAGGAGUUCAGAGUUGUGACAUCACAAGGGGAGAUUCCCAUGCCAUUUCAAGAUGCCCCUAUGUACAUUGGUGAAUUAGUCGAUGAAAUUGAUACGUAUUGUCAUGGGACUGUCAGAGAAGGGAAAUUUGAAGGGCGUAUCCAAAUUCCUCAAUCCCAAGAGUAUUAUUCGGUGGAGCCAUCAAGUCGGUACUUGGAAGGUGCUGACUUUCAUUCCGUCAUAUAUAAAGAUGAAGAUGUUGUCCAAGCAGAGACAAAAGAUGAUGGUCUGGGCAGUUGUGGAGUAAAAGGAGAAAUAAAGAAAAGAAUGGAUGAAAAACUCAAGAACUUGAGACACUCUGAAGCUGAUGUUCAUGAUGUUCCAUAUCGCAAGAAAAGACAGACGAUUAAUGAAGAUGAACAAACAUGUUCUCUCUUCAUUCAAGCUGAUCAUACAUUUUAUGAAAGGCAUGGAUCUGUUAGUGCAGUUGUCACUCAGAUAGGUCAGCAUGUUCAAGCAGCCAAUGCUAUCUAUGGUAACACAGACUUUGGUGACUACCGAAACAUCUCAUUCAGUGUGGAAAGAUUAAGGGUAUGGACCCCUGAAGAUAUUGGUAGAACUUCUUACCUAUUUGGCAACAACUACAUUGGUGUUGAAAAAUUUCUGGAUUUAGCUUCAACAGGAAACUUCAAUGCCUACUGCCUUGCCUAUACAUUUGCAAAUCGUGACUUUGCUAAUGGCGUGCUUGGUUUGGCUUGGAUCGCAUCAUCUUCAAGAUUGAGUAAUGGAGGUAUCUGUGACAAGCAAGCAUCUAAUGGCCAAACACUAAAUACAGGAAUAGUAACAACAAACAAUUAUGAGUCUAAUGUCCCUCCUCUUGUCUCACAUUUGACCUUUGCUCACGAGAUCGGACAUAGCUUCGGCUCUCAGCAUGACCCUGGUGUCCCUGGUGAUGCCUGUGUGCCUGGUGGAGCUCUUGGUAACUACAUCAUGUUCUCACACUCAUCGGCCGGUAACCUUGUCAACAAUCAGAGGUUUUCACCCUGCAGUAUAACUACCAUCUCAAACAUUCUAUCUACUGUCUUCCUUGGAUACAGUAAAACAAACUGCUUCAAAUCUCAAUCAGACAUCACUUUCUGUGGGAAUGGAAUCACUGAGGAAGGAGAAGAGUGUGACUGUGGGUAUGAAGAGGAGUGUACUCAUAGCUGCUGUGUGCCACAGAAUGCAGAUCAUACACAACCCAAUGCUUGCAGACUAGCAAACCAAGCACAAUGCAGCCCGACUGAGGGAGUGUGCUGUGAUUCAAGUACCUGUACUUACAAGGCAAGUAGUGAACAAUGUGAACAGAGUGAUGAAUGUCAUGGACCAGCUUUCUGUCCAGGGGACUCCUCGAUAUGCCCUGUACCAACCCCUGAGGCUGAUCUAACUCAGUGUGAUAAUGGAAGAAAACUCUGUCAUAAUGGGGAAUGUACGAGGUCUAUAUGUUUUCUUCAGAAUCGUAGAGAAUGCCAGUGUACAGAUGAGGCUGAGCUAUGUGACUUAUGCUGCUUAGAUGAUAGAACGAAUCUAUGUCUAAGUUCAUAUAGACUAGGUCUACCUCCAGGCCAGGCUGAACCAUUGAAGACCGAUGCUGGUUCACCAUGCGGUGAUUACAUGGGAUAUUGUGAUGGUUUUCAUAACUGUAGAGAGGUUGAUGAAGAUGGUCCUCUAGCUAGUAUCAUCAGAAAGAUCUUCUACAGUGAUGAACCACAACUGACAGAUGCGAUUAGGGAGUGGCUGACGACCUACUGGUAUGUUGUCUUAAUCAUUGGUAUUGCCAUCAUAAUCCUGAUGAUACUCAUCGUGGUGCUGUGUAACCGGGUCAUCCCCACUGAUAAUCCAUGGGAUCAAGAGGUAGAACGAUUUAAGAAACGUUCCAGUGUCUACGUCAAGCUGCAACGUAAGCGUUACCGUGGCAGCAUGGCUCCCGGUAUGCAUCCGCCCCCUAUUGAAUCGCAUCCUGAUCACCUAGUAGAGGAUAGAGCUACGCCAUUCUAGUUCCUUGGUUUGUGCUUUAUAGUAGUAUAUGUGCUUUAUAGUAUUGAUGUGUGUGAACACAUGCUGGAUAGGAGUUUAAAUCAGAUAUAAGAGUUUUUAGGGCUUGGUAUUUUGCUUGCUAACAUGAGAAGUGUCCUGUUAAAAAUAGUUAAAAAGGGGAUACCCUAAGUUUAACCAAUGAUCUUCAUUCAAAAAUGCAUAUUUAUUAAUAUUAAAAAACAUUUAAAAAGUUUUGUUAUCAUGUUACCAAGAAAUUAUUAAAAUAUGGUAUUAAAGGUAUCAUUAAAUACAAAGCUUCUCUUUAGUCCCAGUUUCAACUGCAAGUAACCAUAUGGUGUCAUUAUGGUAACCUUGUGCAAUUUCAGCAAAAAAGUGCAAGAGGUAUUCCAUUUGUGGUGUAUAGCAUGCAAGCAUCAUCACAUAUCGGUACUAUUUGUGAUGUACAUCUUGCACAAAUUAUUAGUUAUACCAUUACCAGGGACAAAUGUAUGCCAAAGUUGAAGGACAAGUCCACCCUAACAAAAAGUUGAUUUCAAUAAAAAGAGAAAAUUCCAACAAGUAUAACACUGAAAAUUUCAUCAAAAUCGGUUGUAAAAUGUACAUCCGAUUUUGAUGAAAUUUUCAGCAUUAUGCUUGUUAGAUGAUUAAUAUCAACAUUUUUCUGGGGUGGACUUGACCUUUAAUUAACUGUUAUAUAGUGACUGUUUUUAAGAAUAGUCCCAAUAGAAUUUCAGUGGAAAGUAACAGAUUUUUAGAUGAUAUAUAAGGAAUUGGGUGGGAUGGUUUAAGUAUGAAAUUUGUGAGAUUUGACAAUCUAGUACAAAUAUAGUCAAAUGGUUUCUUGAUUUUUUUUAUUAGGUUUCGG
This is a messenger RNA of Lytechinus variegatus (green sea urchin), 3193 nucleotides long. RefSeq names its product disintegrin and metalloproteinase domain-containing protein 10-like. Gene Ontology annotation, molecular function: metalloendopeptidase activity. Lineage: Eukaryota; Metazoa; Echinodermata; Echinoidea; Temnopleuroida; Toxopneustidae. Gene Ontology annotation, biological process: membrane protein ectodomain proteolysis; Notch signaling pathway. The record is from RefSeq and is a predicted model, not a curated record. The transcript has 14 exons. The coding region runs from base 49 to 2328 and encodes 759 amino acids. Gene Ontology annotation, cellular component: plasma membrane.